This is a messenger RNA of Plasmopara halstedii, 486 nucleotides long. RefSeq names its product RxLR-like protein. Gene Ontology annotation, cellular component: membrane; mitochondrial inner membrane peptidase complex. Bases 1 to 486 code for a protein of 161 amino acids. Gene Ontology annotation, molecular function: serine-type endopeptidase activity. Gene Ontology annotation, biological process: mitochondrial respiratory chain complex assembly. The transcript has a single exon. The record is from RefSeq and is a predicted model, not a curated record. Lineage: Eukaryota; Oomycota; Peronosporomycetes; Peronosporales; Peronosporaceae.
AUGGGCGUAUGGCAAACUGCGGCGAAGUUCGUGCUAUGGCUGCCAGUGGGCGUAACAGUUAAUGCAUUAGGUAUCAGUCUAGCAAGUGUUAAAGGACGUUCUAUGCAGCCGGUGCUAAACGACGGACUGACACAAGACGUGGUGCGCGACCGCGUACUGUUGGACAAGUUUUCGAUACAAGUGCGGCACCGCUAUGAGCGUGGCGACGUGGUGGUCUUGAAGUCACCCGAGUCACCGGGCCAAUAUCUGAUCAAACGACUUGUUGCACUUGAAGGAGACCUCGUUACCGAUCGCAAAGGCGGCCAUCGUAUAGUACCUGUGGGUAAGUGUUGGAUUGAAGGGGACAAUCCCGCAAUUAGCGAAGAUAGUGAUUCAUUCGGUCCUGUGCCACUCGCUCUCAUUGAUUCGCGUGUUGUGGCCGUAUUGUGGCCGCCAAGCGAAAUGAAGCUCGUAACUUCUAAGCUACCUGACCGAGUCAACGCUUAA